CUAAUACAUAUCAAAUUUAAAAAUAAGUAUUAUCUAUAUUAAAAUAAGUAAAUUAUCAUCAGAAAGAACUUAAAGAAUAGAACUUGUUAGUAUAAAACAGUAGAAUAGAAAAGUAGAAAAAUUUAGAAUACUGUUAACAUGUAGUAGAAUUAACAAUUUCCUAGAUAUGGAACAUCCACAUUUGGAGAUAUUAAAAAAGUUGGUGAAUUUAUUAUAGAUAUGAAACAUCUUUUAGGUAAAGGUACUUUUGGAGAAGUUUAUAUAUGUUGGAGAGAGAAGGAACCUUCAAUAAAAUUUGCAUGCAAAAUUAUACCUAUUUCAAAUUUAGAGUAAGAUAAGCUAAAGCAAUCAUUAGAGGAAGGGAGAUUACUAAUGCUUGCUUAGGGGAAGAAUAUUGUCCCUAUGAUUACUUUUAUCAAGAGUCCUAACAACUUUUAUUACAUAACAUAAUUUUGCAACCAAGGAAAUUUGCAAGAAUUCAUAAACAAAAACUAAAAAAUAAUUAAUGAAGGGUUUCUUCUGAAUAUCUUUAAAAUGAUUUGUGUAGGAUAUUAUGAAUAAAUAUUUAGUAAAAAUUUAAUUCACAGAGACAUUAAGCCUGAAAACAUAUUAAUUCAUGAUGGCAUACCUUUGAUAGCGGAUUUUGGCUUUGCAAAACAUUUAGAUGACAAUGAAGUUUAAAUUGAACAGACUUACAAAUGUACUCCUAUGUAUGCAUCUCCACAAAUUUAUAUAUUAGAAGAAAAAUGCACAUAUAGCUAUAAAGCUGAUAUAUACAGUUUUGGAGUUAUGCUUUACUAAAUGAUCUACGGUUAUGUACCUGGAAAGCCUUAAUCCAGAAUAGAUGUAUAAAAAUUUAUGAAGAAAAUCAAAGAAUAAGGAACUAAAAUUAUAGAUUUCCCUUCUGACCAUAAGUUUUAAGUUUCUUUUGAAACGAAAUAAGCGAUCAAGAGUAUGAUGGAAUAUAAAGAAGAAAACAGAAUUUCGAUUGAAGAGUUGCUAAAUCAUAAGAUGUUUAAUUUAAUAGAAAUGGAAGAUAAUAAUUAAUAUUAUGAAAAUGAUGAAAUCAGUUAAAGUUUAUAAAAAAGCUACAUCGGUUUGAAAAGAAGAGGUAUACAAGUCACUAAAAUUUAAUCCGUUAAAACUUCGAAUCCCAUUCAAAGUUAAGACACUACAGAGUAAUCUAUUGAAGCAGUGGAUAAGUAUUAUUUGUUUAUCAGAAAUGUAGCAGUUUUCUCAAAAAUAACACUUAGCAAUCUAUAUCAUAUUUACGAAGAAUUUAAAAGUGCAGGAAUCUUAGAAAUUAAUUUAGAUUAUAUUUUAAUGGCUUUAUAGUUCCAUUAUCAGCUAGCUAUAUUGUAUUGCAUUGAAACAAUAGACGGAGGAGCUAAUUAAAAAAUACCUUACAAUUCUAAUUAUAAGCUAAGCAGCCAGUAUUAAUAUACUAAAAGUAUUAUUGAAUAAGAAUAUAAGGAAGCUGAAUAAUAAACUAAAUUUUUAAAAAACAAAAUAAUGUAAAAAAUAAAUAAUUAUAAUGUCAUUUAUCAAAAUAAUGAGCUCAAAUCUUAGGUCUAGGAGCUAAGCAACUUUCUUCAAGAAAACCAAACUUUAAGCAAUGUAAUUAUUGCAUAUAAGAGGCACAUGAAAAAACAUUUUAUUAGUUCUUUUGAACUUAUUUUGAAAAACCCUCAAAAUAAUCUUAGGUAAAACAAAACAGUUUUAUAGAUUAUGUUGUCACUAUGUAUAAUCCACUCUUAAGUGAUGGCUAUAAAUAAAUUCGACACAAUGUAGUUCAAUGAAUUUUACUAGCAAUUUGCUUUACCAAAUGAACAUUUAAUAUAAUUAAUUGAAAUUUCUUUGAAAAACUUUAAUUGAAAUAUUUGAG
Molecule: messenger RNA, 1885 nt
Organism: Tetrahymena thermophila SB210
Lineage: Eukaryota; Ciliophora; Oligohymenophorea; Hymenostomatida; Tetrahymenidae
Product: Serine/Threonine kinase domain protein
Exons: 4
Biological process (GO): peptidyl-serine phosphorylation; protein autophosphorylation; autophagosome organization
Cellular component (GO): cytoplasm; autophagosome
Molecular function (GO): protein serine/threonine kinase activity; ATP binding
Source: RefSeq, a predicted model, not a curated record